ACUUCCGCGGAGCGAGGCAGGGAUUGAAGGAAGGCCAAGUUUGAUUUGGAAUUUUGAUUUGGAUGAUUUGAUUCAUCGCGCUCGCGGGACUGCUGCGGCUGCUGCUCCCUCCUUCCCCUGCUGCUGAUGGUGAUGAUGGUGAUCGUAGUGCAUUGCUGGUAUUGUUGCUUGCUGGCGGAACGGAUGAUGAUGACAUGAGCUCAUGCAGCACAAGCACAAGCACACAGCACAAAGCAGCACUAGUUAGUAGCCAGCCUCUUCAGCACAAAGUAGGCUGUAUGUUUGUACAACCGAUACUUCUACACCUCAUUAUUCAUGGCCCUGUAGCAGCGCCUUCUUCUUCUGCCGUUGAAUUCGCCUCCCUUCCUCUUUCUCCCCACUUUGCUUUGCUGCUGCCACGACUGUGCUCUCAUUGCCUCUUCCUUCGUUUCUUCUUUUGUUAGUGGGUUCUGCGAUGCAACGCGGAUGGUUCUUGAACGGCGUGUGGAGGUAACCUGGGCAGUGGCUGCAACGACGAUGCGUUUGGGUUUUGUGCGUGAUUUGAUGUUGUGGGGGUGUUGUGGUAGAUUCGGGCUUGGUUCCUGUGGAGAGGAAUGCAGUUGGGUAGUCUUGGUUGUGUCUGCCGAGGUUAUUGGUGGCCGAUGUGGUGCAUGUGUUGAAAGCAGUUUUGUGGUGUUGCAGCAUAUAGUUUUGUAGCAUAUGGUGUUGCAGCCUCGUUUUCGUGUCUUUGGUGAGUCCGGCACAAUUGACGAGAGUGGUUUGCUUGUGUCUUGUUUGAAGGGUGUUGCUGUAAUCAGCUUUGGUGGUCUGUGUUCUGGGUCGUUCUUGCGGUUUGGUUUCUUAGUUUUGUGAUGCCUCACGUUAAGCAUCCGCCGCAGACGACCAGCUAUGGGAAGCCAUGAGUCCAGUAUCUCACUCCUCGUGAAGAGCGCUCUGUCUUCAGCUGUUUGGACCCAAUCACACUGUGGUCUGAACUUUGAAACUCCACGUAGUUGUAGCGCUGCACCUCAUUUAAUUUAAUGUAAUUUAUUUUUUACAGCAUUUCUGUUCCCAUGCUCUGUGCUUCGCUCUCGCUCUCUCCCCUUCUUCUCUCUCGCUCCAGUGGGUUGUAAAACUAUGGCAAAUGUCAGCCUUAAUUGUAGAGUUUCGUUUCUGGCGCUACUCCUUGAGGCGAGGAGAUGCGAAACGUGAUUGGUAUGUCUUAGUUUCAGUGAAUGAAAUCAUUUCUACUACUACAUGUAGUUUAAAACAAUUAGGAUAGACUCAGUAUCAAACGCCAUUUCUAUCUUAACUGUGGGCGUAGGAGAAUGGAGUGGUAAUGUUUUAACCUGUCGGCAAACCGGCCGGUAACAAACGUUAGAGUUCACGAACCUGAUGAUUAGCGAAUUGUCUGGUGUCGGUUAACUGCAGAAUGACUCUUUCAUUCUGCAGUUAGAGUUUGGUUUAAAAAUGUGGUACAGAUUCACUUUAUCGAUAGCUGACAAUCAGUACUACACAUAGAACAUCCACACCGGGUGUGACCUUUCUCUGUGCAGACGAAGUGACCGUGCUCAAUUGUGUGAGCUUGUGAGGACAGUCAACCGAUUCAAAAAGCUGGGUGCUCAUGUUUUUCAAGUCAUGGAAGAGUCCUUUGAACUGAAAGAUGGCUACGAGUGCCAUGGAAAAACUCUUUCGGAACACGCUCGACCGCAUGGGCUUUAAGUUCACUUCACUUCACAAAACAAACUGAGUUCGUGCAACUGCAUACGAGACUUCAGAGACAUGAUUGAAUAUUGUGACGAGACUUCAGAGACAUGAUUGAAAAUUGUGCGCCUAAUUGUGUUAGGAUAUAGAAGAUAUAUAAUACAAACUAUUUCCAGGUUAUUAGAUGAGAAGGUUUCUAGUAUAGAACUUCCAUUAACCGUUCCGUGUUGAAAAUCUGGCCCUAUCAGUUAUUGUUUUUAUAACGAUGUAGAAGGUGAGUCUCUUUUGCUUAUUGGCUUGACAGCAAGGGGAGGAAUGUCUGCCUUGGCCCAAGAAUAUUUCGCUGCUGUGAGGCAUUUCUUCAUUUAGUAUGAUGAGAUCGGGGGUCUGCACGGCUACCUAGCCGUUUUUUGUUUAUCAGUCUGUUUAGUCUUGAAGGAAAAAAGGCUAACUAGAUGGGUAAGCAAACUGAGCAAAGUCCUCCAGAGGCGAAAAAUUUGUUGAGCAAUCAGAAAUCUCCACGGAGUCCGAAGUACGGCCCAAAAUCAGUGUUCAAACUCGACAGGUUUGAAAGCCCAAGGGGUUCACUGACGAAGUCCAACGAUAGUCCACGGCUGUCUGUAGCUUUCAGCAGUAGCAGUGCUAACAACAUCAGUCCAAACGGUGCCAAACAGGCUAGUACUGUUUCCAAACAGCUGGACUUCAGUUCCCCUGGAAGCGUCUCUUCUAAGAAUGGAACAAAAACGAGUCCAAAAUGCGCUGCACCAAGGCUUGUUUUGGACACUGUCAAUAGUGCAAGUCUCAAUAGCAGCAGGAGAUUCUCUCACAACGGCCCUGGUGAUACCGAGUCAGUUGCGGAUUUUCCAUGUAGUUCCAUCACUAUCGAUGAGCUUCGACAGAUUGAGCAGAUUCUACAGGCCUCAAGUACCAGGCUGGAGGAGCUCUACAAGAAGGUUUCAGAGACUUUAUUCAAAGACCAUAGUGCUGUUUUUGAAAGCUUGCAGUGGGACAUUCUCAAAGAAACUGGUUACAUCAGCUGGUUUGAGUUGGCCCUCACACUCGCAGGAUUCCUCAGUUCUCACUGCAUUGAAGAGGAGGGCUUGGUCGAUAAAAAGAGCAAGUGGGCUUUGCUGAAAUCAAAGUCAGAUUGUAUAUUCGAGCAAUUGGAUGAACUUAAAACAAACUUGGAGUCGGACAGUGAUAUCUACAAGCUGGCAGCUGGCACACUUGUCUACUGCUGUUCAGUCGUCCGACAUUUGGAGCAAAAGUCUCAAAAGUGUGGGUGUUUUGGUCCACGAUCAGAUGUUUAUUUCAACGAGCAAAUUGAGAAGACCACGCAGGAACUUAAAGGUUUGCAAGACAAUCUGAAUUUUGCAACUCUGGCAGCGGUGGGCAAUCGUGUCUCGCAACCGAUUGCAAGGUCACCCAGAAUCGUCAUGAGAAGACCAGAGCAAGUUCCUUCUAUUGUUGGAUUGGAGCCGCACAUUAGUCAUAUAGCCGAAUAUAUGAAGAAGAACGGAGUCUGUUUAAUUGGAAUAUAUGGACAAUCAGGGAUUGGUAAGACAACAUUGUUGAAUGAAAUUGUAUCCAAAGUCGAAGCAUCUGAGAAACGAUUGUUUGCUUACAUUGAACUCAAUGAGGAUGUCCGGAGGUUGCAGUCUUCCUUGUUAUUACAGCUGGGGGGUGGGCGGAAAGAGUUCUCAAAUUCUGCUCAAGGGCGUAAUGCAAUCCUCUACCAGCUCCAGAAACUCAAACAGCAAAGUAAGGCCGUCCGGAUCGCAAUAGACAAUCUCUAUGAUGUGAGAUUGGUCGGAGAGCUAUUCCCUCAUAGUCUAUGGAAGGUGCUGUCGAAUCAAAGCUCCGUAUUGAUCACUUGUUCUUCUUUAUCAAUUUUAGCGAAAGUGGACCAAUUAUGUCGGACUGCUAUUCCUGCCUACAACUAUUUGCCUUACAAGUUUCCGCACAUGACGGCUGAACAUGCGAAGGCCUUGUUUAUAUCUUAUGCUGCAUCGGAGCCUGUCAAGUCGCUGUCUUCAAUGAAUGGGGUGUUCGCCAAAUAUGGUGACCUGGCAGAAAAUUUUCUGCCUCUAUGUGAGGGUCUUCCCAUAGCUGUGAAAGUGGUGGGCUCGUAUUUCGCUACACCAGCUAAUCGAACUGAGGAAAAUUGUUCAACAAUUAUCAAGCGCAUGAAACAGGCCGAAGAGGAGAUGGACACUUCCGAGGACCAGAUGUGUGCCAAGCUGAUGGUGAUCUAUGAGAAGUUGGACCUUGAUCAGAAGGAAGCUUUCUUGGAUAUUGCUGCAUUCUGCCGGUAUUGGGACUGGAGAACAGUUGAGCGAAUCGUCGGGAAGGCUCAAUUAGACACACUGGUGGAUCUUGGUCUUGUGCAUGCGAAAUUGAGGGACACUGACAGCUUUGCAGGAAUUGCUCAUUUAACUCGAUACUCUGAGCAUCCCUGGAGGACAGAUAUGGUUAUGAUGCAUGACUUGCUUUACACCAUUGCUUGUCGGCGCACACAGGGCAACCGCGUGCAUUCUGAGGAUCAAGCCCAUCUGCCUGAUAGGCUUUUGAUGGACAGCCCUGGCUCAGAAUUAAGCCAAAUUCAAGGUCUAUCUCUCAUAAGCUGCAAAGAGGCCCUGCAGGGUACCAUGUUGGAGAAGAUGCUGAACGUUCGAACAAUCAUACUUCAUGAUGUAAAUAUAAAAGGAUUCUGCACCAAGAACUUGAACCAACUGCAGGUUUUCUACUGGGGCAAAAGCCAAAUCGCAAGAGAUGUACGCAUACCUUUUCAGUUGUGCAAGAUGCGGAAGCUGGAAAUGGUUAUUCUCCGUGCUACUGAGAUCGACCUUGGCAUUAAGUUCCCUUCUCAGCUCAGAGACCUUACCAUCUCUGGGUGCAACAAUAUGGAUGAGCUGCCCGAGACAAUUCUCGUUCUUACGAGCUUAUUGGAGUUGCAUCUCAUUAGUUGCAACAAACUCCAAGACUUAACUAUUGGGUUCGGCAGUCUGAAAUCCUUGUGCCGCUUCCGUCUCGAGAACUGCCUCAGCAUUCGGCAACUUCCUAAAGCGAUUGGUCAGCUCACGAACCUUCAGGAGAUGGACCUUUCGGGAUGCACAAAUAUCACCACUUUACCAUCUGAAAUCGGCAACCUUCUUGGGCUACAGAAACUGAACCUGUCGCGAUGUAAAUGUUUGAUCAGAGUACCCGUGGAGCUUGGUUCGCUCACAAAGCUGACUACUUUUAAUCUUAGCCAGUCUGGAAUCACCACAUUACCUCAAGAGAUCGGAAAGUUGAGAAACUUAGAGUCGCUCUUCCUCUUUGGAUGUUCCAGGCUGGAGAAGCUACCUAAGGAUAUAGGAAAACUUUCAUCUCUUCUUCAACUACACUUGGGAUCAUGCACUAGUCUAAAGGAGAUUCCUCGUGAAAUUGGAAAAUUGGAAUCCCUUCAAAAACUAUCCCUCAACUCCUGUACUUCCUUAGUCCGUCUUCCGGAAGAGGUUUUCCACAUCGUUACCCUUCAGGCGCUCGACUUGGACCACUGUAAGCUUCUGGCUCACUUAUCUUCAGAAAUUCGGAACCUUAAGUCGCUUCAACGGCUGUCCCUGAACUGCUGUACAAGACUCAAUAGGCUGCCUCUUGAGAUUGCCAGUCUUCCAUCUUUGGAGGUUCUCAACUUGGUUGGAUGCACUGGACUCAAACCCGAACUUCCCAAGGAUUUGCGGAAAAUGACGAAAGAAAACUCGGUGAAGGUGCACAGGGAUGACGAUCUGGUCAUUCUGGAAGGACCCAAGAACCCCAGUUUCAAACUUUAUAGCAUGGCAUACUGAGCUACGUAAGUGUAAUACAGCGUGCUCAGACCCCCAGGACGUACUCGGUCGAAAACUUGUCUACUUCAACUUCGAGUAGAGACCGGUUGCUUUUGAACAGGCAUACUUGGCGUAGUUUUUGGUUGGACGUUGAACAUUUUGGAGUAACAGCAUUCACAGCUCUCCGAUGCGCACGAUCACUUUGGCCGAAAACUAGGCGAACAGAGGGUGGAACCUAACACGCCCAUGCUCCUGAUGAAUCACCCAUCAGUGUGUGUAGCGUGAAGAAGGUUUUAAGGGUUUGUAAUUUUACUUCGGUGUUAGGAUUUUAGGGUCAUCAGGUAACUCCAAAGAGUUAAGAAUUCUUUGGUGAAACUAGAAGGUGUUUUUCUCUAUUUUUUUGUUCUGAAAGGUAGUUUGUGCAGUGGCGCUUUCCAGACCGUUACGGCGUUUGGAUUUGAACUGAAUCUUAACAUGGCCGAGCUUGUGUGUUGAUACGUCAUGGAAAAAGCGGUUUCAUUAGAGUUUGAAAGUUUCCAAAGACCUGAAGGCUACAGAAUCCUGCAUAAACACAAGUUCCACGCAGUUCAUCUCUAGUUUAUUUUGUUUAUUUUAUUGUGACAUUUGAGUUGUAAAACAGGUGUCGGAAGUUGCUGUGCAUAGAGCUUCAAAACGACGCAAGGUUCCUGCCCACGCACUAUCCUAAUCAUGUAUGCACCAUGUGUUCAUACAAGAUACUGAAGACUGAACGAUGAAAAUUUCGCAACACCA
This is a messenger RNA of Physcomitrium patens, 6260 nucleotides long. NCBI's taxonomy places the organism in Eukaryota, Viridiplantae, Streptophyta, Bryopsida, Funariales, Funariaceae. The record is from RefSeq and is a predicted model, not a curated record.